AUGUUCACUGGCCUGGUUGAGACGAUUGGGACUGUGACGGCCUUGGAGCCCCUCGAUACCUCGUCGAGCGGGGGUGGGGGCACGUCGCUCACCAUCUCCGAUUGCGAGGAGAUCCUCUCCGACGCGCACCUGGGUGAUAGCAUCGCUGUCAAUGGAACCUGCCUCACCGUCACUGCCUUCGACAAGACCUGGUUCAAGGUGGGCGUCGCGCCGGAGACCCUGCGACGCACCAACCUUGGGUCUCUCCAGACUGGUUCGCAUGUGAACCUCGAGCGUGCAGUCUCAGCAGAUACGCGGAUGGGCGGACACUUUGUGCAGGGCCAUGUCGACACCGUCGCGAAGAUUCUGUCCGUGACGCCGGAUGGCAACUCUCUCGUGUUCCGGUUGCAGCCGCGCGAUACGGAUGUGCUGCGCUACGUCGUUGAGAAAGGCUACGUGACCCUGGAUGGUGCCAGCUUGACUGUUACAAAGGUCGUGGACGGCGAGGAUGGAUUCUGGGAGGUUAUGCUCAUUGCCUACACGCAGGAGAAGGUCGUAACGGCAGGCAAGAAGCCUGGCGAGGAAGUCAAUGUCGAAAUUGACAUUGUGGGCAAGUACGUCGAGAAGAGUGUCCAGGGCUACUUUGCGGGCACUGCCGGAGGAGAUUAUGCCAUUCUUGAGAAGAUGGUGUCUCGUAUUGUGGACGAGAAGCUCAAGAAAUGA
Messenger RNA from Penicillium canariense, 702 nucleotides. RefSeq names its product riboflavin synthase. Bases 1 to 702 code for a protein of 233 amino acids. The transcript is spliced from 3 exons. The record is from RefSeq and is a predicted model, not a curated record. Lineage: Eukaryota; Fungi; Ascomycota; Eurotiomycetes; Eurotiales; Aspergillaceae. Gene Ontology annotation, biological process: riboflavin biosynthetic process. Gene Ontology annotation, molecular function: riboflavin synthase activity.